AGAAUACCAUGCGUCAUGUUGCCAUAGUUACGGUCAGACCUUUGUUGAUGAAAACUUGUAACGAAGCUUAAAAUGACCUGAAAACCCUUAAACAUUUAUUAUUCGUUUGAAAAAAUGGCCAGCGUCCUCAAAAAUAAAGACGAAGUUGGGAAUAUUUUAGUAAAGGUCCAGGAUGAUUUAAGACAGCUAAAAAAGAAUAUUGUUCAAUUUACUGUGCAAGAAAAUGGAGAAAUUUUGGAUAUUCAAGCUCUGGAUGCAGCCAUCAUCAGGACAGAAAAUGGAAUAAGGAGACACGCAGAGGAUUAUCUGAAAACCAUCAAUAACCAGGUUUUGACUCUACCUUCUAUUGAAGAGCCUGAAAAGAAGACUGCUCAUCCGAAACUUGUUACGUGGCAACCACCAUACGAAGCAUUACCAAUUGCACAUCCACAUAGAAGCCCGAUUCCAGGUCCAUCUCCAGGGGAAAAGCACAAGACAGCAUUUAUCAUGCGUCUGCUACAUAACCCUUUUCAUCCAAGGAACAAGGAGAUUUUCCAACAAAAUUAUGGGAUUCAGCUUCCUCACCUGCAAAAGAGAACUAGUAUUGGGAUUCAAAGAGUGGUCACUGGCUCCAAUUUGGGGAAUUUUGCCAUUGCACAUCUACAACCCAAACCACCACCUGAAUGCCAAGAUGCAGUUGCAGAGCUGCAGCCCUCCGCAGCCGACCUCUCUUCAGUUCAAACCCCAGUACAGCCCAAAGCUGUCCAUGUGCUCCAGAGAGAGGACAGUGGCCAAAGUAAGAUGGAUGAGUCAAAAAAGGUUUAUAAGCAGGAGAUGGAUGUGAGAAGAGAUGGAAUGGCUCUUAGAAGAUCAGCAAUGGAGAGUGCAGAAUCCAGACUCCUUCGCGCUCCUCCACCUUCAGCUGCUUCUGCUAGCUCUGACAACAGAGUACUGACUCGAGGUUUAGCCAGACUCAGCCCAAUUAACCCACAGAGUCUUCCAGUGCCAGCUGUUGUCAGCAAAUAUCCUUUCACCAUAGUUGAUGGUCAGAUUGACCCGGAUGCUGCUGACUUCUGUCGGUAUAAAAAGCAGUAUUGUCUGUACUGGGGUGCGAUGGUAGAAGCUCUUGAGCGGCUGCAGAGGAUGCUGUUGGACUUUGCUGUGCCACUGGCGCGGGUGUGCGGGGAGAGGCUGGCAGCUUGCGUGCAGAGUGGUGAGCUCAACUGGAGAGACGGCAGGGGCCGGUGCACCCAUGUGGAGAAGCUGCUGUCGGUGCUGGAGAACAGGGAUGAGGUAUGGGACCUGAUGUGUCAGCCCGGCCAGCGCUACAAAGGCAACGGGGGGCAUCAGGCAGCGGCUGUGCGCAUCCAGACCUGCUGGAGGCGUUACUCUGCCCGUACCGCCUACCUGAUCCGGCUUAGGUCCAAAUGGGCGGCAGAAAUUAUUGCCAUGUCUCUGCUGAAACGUGCCAAACUGUGCCAUUUGAAGAAGAGUCUGCAGGCCUCACGUCUUCGGCAGCUGGAAAACUUCCACAGCAGGGCAGAGAGUCUGGCAACCAACUGGAAACACAUCACCUCCGCCAAAAGGACUAUCAUCCAUGUCCCAUCACUGGGAUAUUCCCAGCCUCGACGACUCAGUCUCAGAGGAUAUGAUGUGCUGCAGAAUACCCAGAUGGGCCGACUGUGUGACAUCAGAGAUGAGAAUGUGGAGGUCAUCUAUGUGUCUCCGGUGCGCCUGGGAGAGGAUGUUCUCCAGUAUUACACUCGUCUGCUGGGCCUGCAGACCGCCAUUGAACUGGGUGAUGCUUCUGCAACUGAGUCACACUCUGCCAAACGCUUUACCAUCCUCAUGCCAGAAGCACUGGAGGACUUUUCAACCCGAAACUUAUGUCUAGCUUCGCUCCUGAAAUACAGUCCACGAACUCUAAAGCGCAUCAAGAAUUUGAUCAAGGGAAAACAGGCCUACAUGAUCAGCGGUGUUACCCACACUGAUGACCUGGCUGUGGCAGAUGAGCUACAAAUUCCUCUUCUGGGCACAGACCCUGUGGUAACCCAGCUCUACUCCACUAAAUCUGGAGGGAAAAGAAUCUUCAGUAGCGCAGGAGUCGACAUGCCUCCAGGAAAGUGGGAUAUAUACACCUUGGAAAAGCUCUAUGAAGGUCUAGCUCAGCUGAUGGCAAAGCACAUGGAAGUCCAGCGAUGGCUUUUUAAGAUAGACAGUGAAGUGGGUGGACGGGGAACUGCUUAUGUUGAUGUCUGCCAUCUGAAAAGUCGCCCAUGGGCACAACAGGAGUUUAUCCGCCAUGAGCCUCAACAAUGGAGAACAUCACAGUCUCAGGAUUCUGUGAUGAUCAAGUUUUUAGAGGAAGUUCCUCAUCUUUUGGCAUCUUACGCCAGGCUGGCAAACACAUCCUGCUACAAAACAUGGGCCUGCUUCCUUGAACACUUCCUCAAAGAAGGAGGAGUGAUAGAAGCCUUUCCUCCUUCACAGAGUUUGACGUGUCUGGCGGUGGAUCUUCUGUUGGAGCCAGGCGGAGAUGUGCUCAUGCUGUCCUGUGGAGAUCAGCUGCGUGGGCCUAGUGGCUUGGAGGUGUUGGGCUGCACUGUACCACAGACCUCCAUCUGCCCUGAAGUCCUGCACUCCGUCUGCACUCGUGUGGGUCAGGCCUGUCAGCAGCGCUCCAUCAUGGGCCACAUCUCUUUAGAUCUGGUCACUUUCCUGGAUCCCAACAACCUGGAGCAGCAGGUUUGGGCUAUUGAUCUUGACCUGGGCUACAGUAACCAGUUGGCCAUGACCCAGCUGAUGCUCAUGAUGACGAGGGGGACGCUGAACUGCCGCACCAGUAAACUGGAGGUUCCUCCUUCAGUGAGAGAAAUCUCUGUAAAGAAGUCAUCUGUACACCAUACUAGAAGGCAACCCAAAUCUGAAACCUCAGUGACCAGUCGAUUUGCAGUGAUGUGCACCCGGCUUCUUCACACCAAUCUGCCUUUAGUAUACUAUAGCACGUUUUUCCUGAUGUGCAAAGCGCAGGGCAUAGGCUAUGAUGUCAAGGCAAGGCAAGGCACUGUGUUUGCCCUCCAUGACAGCAGAUACAGAAGAAGUCUCGGCAUGCUAACAAUCUCGGAGAAUCUCCAGGGAGCGUUGCUGACCUUUGCUCGAAACCUGUCAAUCAUUCAUCAGGAAAUAUCAGCUCCAAAUAUGCAGGGGGCAAGCAAUUUUAAGGAGCUUAUCAAGGACAUUGAAGAGGUCUUGGGCAUGACCAUACAAAAUCAAACCGCAUCUCAAGAAGAAAAGGAGAUUACUGGAGUCGGAAGCGAUUGGUUAUCAACUCAUAAACUACAUCAACACAAAAUGAGUCAAUGUACAAAGCCAAUCCUACAAUAGCGUUUACACCUUGAGUUAUAAUUGCUUUCACCAAGCCUUUAAAUAUAAUAUAGACAUAAAACUCAGUUAAAGCGGAAAUGUGGUUAACAUGUAGUAAAAUUAAAAGGAGAAACACACUUGCACAUUGAUUUGUCCAUGGCCUUUUUUUAGGCCAAACUAUAGUGAUCUAAAUCUAUUGUGCCUCUUCCCGCUCUAUGAAGAUGAACAAUAAGACCUUGGAUAAUUACAUUUAAGUCACAUCUGCCUUUUAGGAAAUCUUAGUUAUUUAUGAGUACAGAUGAUAUAAAUAUGCAGUCAAAGACAGUACAUUAACAUUCGACACAGGCGCGAUGCUACGAGGGGGAGGGGCAAAAGGGGGCAUUGCCCUCUCAGAAAGAAUUUGUUUACUUAAAACUGAAAAUUUCCACAGUAAUCAACACUAUUAUUAUUAUUAUAUUCAUUAAUAUUAAUAUGAACCUAUAAAAUUGACAAAACGCAGAAAUAUUUUGAAUGUUUUUGUUUAUUAUGAAGUUGCUAAAGCCAAUUUUACAGUGUGAAAAUAAUUAAGCAGCAGCAGUCUCAAGUUAGGACACUUAAAAAUGCCUUUUGCGUUUAAAAUGUAACUAAUUUCCAUGUUAAUAUCUGUGAAUUUAGGGGGAUUUUUCUGUGUUUUUCUGGCUAAACUAAUGCCUUAAUGUAAGUAAGUGACACAUUCAGCUAAUUUAUUUUUUAUGACAUUAGAUUGUAACAUUUAUAUUUUUCCUAACUCUGAUAGAUGAUUAGUUGAGCAAUAGGCAACGUGAAGCGUGAUGACUCGGUUAUGCAGCUUUCCCUAUUUAUUUACUGGUUAUACGAAUAGUGGGUUAGCUUGCAUGUGUUGUCAAAGUUUGAAGUUUUUACCUAAAACUUUAAACAUUUAAACUGUUUGGGAAGAAAACCAAAAGAAAAAAGGAGAAUAAAAUACAAUUUAAAGCACUCCUUUGGCUCUGAUGCCAUGUCUGUCUGCAUUAAUAAACAACAUCAUUGCAUUACCUUUAUUAAUAAAAUUAAUUAUAGCGAAACUGCACAUAUUAUUAUUAUUAUUAUUACUAUAAAAACUAUAUUACUGCCUUAAGUCAGUAACUUAGGCAGUAAUGCAAAGUAAUAAUAGAUAUAUGAAUAUACUGUAUAGCGCAAAUGAAAGGAACAAGGGGGGACCAAAAUCAUUCACCAGGUCUAGUGCCCCCCUAUGGGAUUAAAAUGCCCCCUCAGUUAUAACAUCCUGGCGCCGGGCCUGAUUCAAUAAAAUGACUGUGCAACUUUAAUCAUAAUUAUACAUGCAUAUGAAUUCAGCAGAUGAUUUUGCUAAACUAAGACAACAUAAGAUGCAUGUGUUUUCCAGCAGUACAUGAAAAAGUUAUCACAGUUUAAAAAUCAACUUUAUUUAUGUGUUAAUGAACAUCAAAACACAAAACAACACAUUUCUUGAGGAAAUUAAAAUUACAGAUUGCACAAUAUUGGAAACAUUUAACAUUGCGAUUGCGUUACUGUGCGACUACAAUUUCACCAGAUGACUUAAUAUCUCUGUUUGAAAAGAAUUUAUAAUGUUAGACGGAUAGGCAAGAUUAUGCAGUGGGAGUGCAUCUCUAUAAAAUCUAAAAAACAAUCUUUAACAUUUUUAGGGUCCCCCGACACAUUUUCUUUGUUGUCUGUACUAUUAGCAGUGCAUUUCUGUAUUCGAAUGUGUUGUGAGUAUUUUCAUGCACAUGUUUAGUCAGAGAUUGCUAAAUUAAUGUUUACUGUUUGCAUCUCCAUACAAUUUAAUAAACAAUCUAUAGGCUUUUGGGGGCCCCAGCACA
Danio rerio (zebrafish) is the source of this 5180-nucleotide messenger RNA. NCBI's taxonomy places the organism in Eukaryota, Metazoa, Chordata, Actinopteri, Cypriniformes, Danionidae. The record is from RefSeq and is a predicted model, not a curated record.